Molecule: messenger RNA, 669 nt
Organism: Fusarium vanettenii 77-13-4
Lineage: Eukaryota; Fungi; Ascomycota; Sordariomycetes; Hypocreales; Nectriaceae
Exons: 6
Coding region: 1-669 (222 amino acids)
Source: RefSeq, a predicted model, not a curated record
AUGACUGCCUUGAAACCCCUCACGGUUUAUGUGCAUAGCGCGGGGCCAAACCCUUUCAAAGUCACCAUUGUUCUUGAAGAACUCGGGAUCCCCUAUGACAAGAUUGUAGUGGACAAUCCAAAGCAGGAUUGGUUCCUCGCCUUGAAUCCUAAUGGCCGGGUUCCAGCCCUCACUGAUCCCAAUAAUGAGGAUUUCACCAUCUGGGAGUCUGGAGUUAUUGUUGAGUAUCUUGUCGAGCUGUAUGACAAGCAGGGCAAGUUGACAGUGGAGGAUGCAAGGGGAAAGUGGGCGUUGAAACAAUAUCUGCAUUUUCAGAUGUCAGGCCAGGGCCCGUAUUUUGGCCAAGCUGUGUGGUUUCAUCGUUGUCCUGAUGACAUUCCGAUCGCAAAACAGCGAUACAUUGAGCAGACAGUUCGAGUUUUCGAGGUGCUGGAGACUAUCCUCAAAGACCGGGAAUACCUAGUAGGGGACAAAUGCACGUAUGCAGAUCUGUCCUUCAUUCCGUGGAACAGGGUCGCCCUAUACGCACCAUUUUUCAAGGAGGUUUUGUGGGAACAGUACAAAGUUAAGGAGAAAUUUCCCAACUUUCUAGCAUGGCAUCGGCGUUUGAGCUCUAGGCCGUCUGUCAGAAAGGCGUAUGGUAGAGAUGACGGAGAUGAAGUGAUGUGA